AUGCGCUCUUGUCAUUGUGGAAAAGUUAAAUUCAAAGUAAAGUCUAAUACACCUGUACCAUAUAUGAGAUGUUAUUGUUCCAUAUGCCGUAAACUUGAUGGUGGAGGUGGAUAUAGUAUUAAUAUUAUGGGAUUGAAUGAUACACUUGAAGUUGACGGAAUGGAAAAUGUCAAGACAUAUUAUUAUCGUGGAAUUAAGGAUAAAUCUUUACCUAAAAAACAACAAGAGGAAUGUUGCGAAAAAAUAAUUAUCAAUGUUGAAACAAGAGGAAUUACAGAAACUAAAGAGGACGCAGCGAGAAUAGCAAGAAAUUUGGUAAAUGAAACAGGAUAUGGAACUCUUGUUACUAUUAUGAGCGAAAAUGAAGAUCAUAUGAAAGGAUAUCCAAUUGGACUUCUUGAAUAUUUAUCAGAUGAUUGUCCAUCCACUGGAGAUCCAUUAUUACUUUUGAGUCAUGUACAGCUAAAUGUUCGCAAUGCUUUUGAUGAUGGACUGAGAGCUUCUCUGUCGAUUCGUAAAUUAAGUUCCAAGAAAUCAUUUUUUCCUUUCGCUGAACCAAGAUUAAAUUUAUUUGGUAAAAUAACAAGGGUUAACGAGAGUGAGGAGAAUGAUGUUAAAAAUUGUUAUCUAGAGAAACAUCCAAAAGCUCGUUAUUGGCUUCCUGGCAAAGUUCAUUCAUUUCAUUUCUAUCGAUUUAAAGUUCAAGAUAUUUAUUUUAUUGGAGGAUUUAUUGAAGAGAAACUAUAUCAUGAGACAACUCUAGAUGGUGGUUCUGAUGAUAUUUGUGAAGAAUGA
Entrophospora sp. SA101 is the source of this 795-nucleotide messenger RNA. The record is from the annotation of a GenBank genome assembly. NCBI's taxonomy places the organism in Eukaryota, Fungi, Glomeromycota, Glomeromycetes, Entrophosporales, Entrophosporaceae.